Molecule: messenger RNA, 2307 nt
Organism: Pollicipes pollicipes
Lineage: Eukaryota; Metazoa; Arthropoda; Thecostraca; Pollicipedomorpha; Pollicipedidae
Product: sodium-dependent nutrient amino acid transporter 1
Exons: 14
Coding region: 274-2307 (677 amino acids)
Biological process (GO): nitrogen compound transport; amino acid import across plasma membrane; sodium ion transmembrane transport
Cellular component (GO): plasma membrane
Molecular function (GO): amino acid:sodium symporter activity; L-amino acid transmembrane transporter activity
Source: RefSeq, a predicted model, not a curated record
CAGACCAGACGGGACCAGGCCGCCAGCAGGUCCGCCGCUUCACUCCAGCUCACCGCGCGACAUCGCAGUGCGACUCGCGCUGGGUCACCGCGCCCAGCGAGACGCGCCCCGCGGACGGCCGCCUCCGUCGGCGGCUGCCACGCCUCCCCGGCCGAGCAGCUCCACGCAGGUCAAGGUGCCGCCGUCACUUUGCCUGACCGCACGGAGGUCAACCGAGCCGUUCCGGUCACAGCGGAAGUCAUCUGACGACCGGCAGCGGCGCGAGCUGCCGCCAUGACUGCCCAGCUGUCGCAGGACGUGGGAGAAGCGAACGGGAAGCCAGUCCCGAUAGGGUCUGUGUCGGAGCAAGUUGAUGGAGGACAGAAAAAGGCCCUGGAAGACCAGGAAAAGGCGAGCCAGGAGGACCAGGAGCGGGACCAAUGGAGCAGCCCGAUCGAGUUCCUGCUGUCCUGCGUCGCGAUGUCGGUCGGCCUCGGCAACGUCUGGCGCUUCCCCUUCACCGCUUACGAGAACGGUGGCGGCGCCUUCCUCAUUCCGUACGUCGUUGUGCUGCUCCUCAUCGGCAAGCCGCUGUACUACAUGGAGCUGGCCAUGGGGCAAUUCUCGUCGUUCGGCUGUGUGCGAGUUUGGAAUGUCGUGCCCGCCGCCAGAGGUGUCGGGUACGGUCAGAUGAUCGGCACGGCGUCGGUCGUCUCCUACUACGUCGCCCUGAUGGCGCUGACCGUGUUCUACUUCGUGGCGUCGUUCUCCUCCGUGCUUCCGUGGACCGUGUGCGACCCGAGCUGGGCGGACAUGACUCGCUGCGUCGACCCCACCACCAACAUCUCGCUGCUCAACCACACGCACGGCGACGACAACCUGAUCGGCUCCACCGAGAUGUACUUCCAGAGGAACGUGCUGAACGAGCUGCCCGACAUCGACGGCGGGAUUGGCCUGCCCGAGUGGCGGCUGACACUCUGCCUGUUCGCCUCCUGGGUCAUCCUCUUUCUCACGCUUGUCAAAGGCGUCCAGAGCUCCGGCAAGGUCGCCUACUUCACAGCGCUGUUCCCGUACGUGGUGCUGAUCACUCUGUUGGUGCGGGGCCUGACGCUGCCCGGCGCCAUGGACGGCGUGCUCUUCUACCUGAAGCCGCAGUGGCACGAGCUGCUGAAUCUCAAGGUGUGGUACGCUGCGGUGACGCAGUGCUUCUUCUCGCUCUCCACCGGCUUCGGGUGCCUGGUGAUGUUCUCCAGUUAUAACGGCUUCCGUCACCCGGUGGCUAGGGAUGCGACGAUCAUCAGCAUCACUGACAUGAUGACCUCCUUCCUGGCUGGCUUCACCAUCUUCUCCAUCCUGGGAAACCUGGCGCACGAGCUGGACACCACCGUCGAUGACGUCAUCAAGGGUGGCGGCACGUCGCUGGCCUUCAUCUCGUACCCGCAGGCGCUGGCCAACUUCCCCGGAGUGCCGCAGCUGUUCGCGGUGCUGUUCUUCCUCAUGCUGUUCACACUGGGCGUGGGCUCGGCCACGGCGCUAACGGGCUGCGUCAUCACCAUCGUCUGCGACCAGUUCCCCAGCUGGGCGCGCUGGAAGGUCUCGGCCGCCAUCUGCGCGGCCGGCUUCCUCGUCGGACUCGUCUACGUCACGCCGGGCGGGCAGUUCAUCCUGAAUUUGGUGGACAACUUCGGCGGAGGCUUCAUCAUCUUCGUGCUGGCCACUGUAGAGGUAGUCGCCAUCAACUGGGUGUACGGCGUCCGCAAGUUCUGCGACGACCUCGAGUUCAUGAUCAAGACCCGGCCGAACAUCUACUGGAAGUUUUGCUGGAGCAUCUUCAUCCCGAUCGCCCUGCUGGGUAUCUUCGUGUACUCCAUUAUCAAGAUGGAGCCGUUGCGUUAUGGGAAGGUCGAAUAUCCGCCCAUCGCCAUCACUUGCGGCUGGAUCCUGACGGGAGCCGCCAUGCUGCCCAUACCGCUGUGUUUUCUGGCGCUGGUCCGAGCGCCUGACACCACCACUGUCCGCACUUGCGGCUGGAUCCUGACGGGAGCCGCCAUGCUGCCCAUACCGCUGUGUUUCCUGCAUGCGCUAUACCAGAGCCCUGAGAAGGGACUGAUCAACAAAAUCCGCCACUCGUUCAGCCCGAACCGGCAAUGGGGCCCAAUGCGCUCGGGCGACCGGCAGCAGUGGCUGCUGGCCACCGGCCGCGAGGCGCAGCUCGAGGGCACGCAGGCCAACCUCAACGCCGCCUUCGUGGCCAGCAGCACCGCGCUCGACGGCGCCGGCACCGGCGACGAGCCCGAGGCCGAGCAGGAGCAGCGUACCAAGCUCUAG